AUGAGCACAUAGAGGGGGCGCAGUGACAGGGGCCAGAUUUCCAGCCCCCUCCGACUCCUCAAAUAAGAGAGCAAGACAUCACAGCCGAGAGGAGGAGCGGCAGUCCGGCUGAUAGAAGGAAGCCUGUGAGUCAGACAGAGAGAAAGGUGGGAGUAGACACACACACGUUGAGAGAAAGCAUGGCUGGGGACAGCGAGCAGGCAUUGCCCAAACACUCUCCUCAGAAUGGGCAGCCCUUCCUGAUCGGGGUGAGCGGGGGCACGGCCAGUGGCAAGUCUUCGGUAUGCUCGAAGAUUGUUCAGCUCCUUGGGCAGAAUGAGGUGGACCACCAUCAGAAGCAGGUGGUGAUGCUGAGUCAAGACAGUUUCUACCGAAUACUGACUCCGGAGCAGAAAAGCAAAGCACUAAAGGGACAAUUUAAUUUUGAUCACCCUGAUGCCUUUGACAAUGAACUUAUCUUGAAGACCCUCAAAGAGAUCAUGGAAGGCAAAACUGUACAGAUUCCUGUGUAUGACUUUGUUUCCCACUCCAGGAAGGAGGAGACUCUGGCGGUGUACCCUGCAGAUGUGGUUCUGUUUGAAGGGAUUCUGGCCUUCUAUAUGCAGGAGAUUAGGGACAUGUUCCAAAUGAAGCUUUUUGUGGACACUGAUGCAGACACAAGACUCUCAAGAAGAGUGCUUCGAGACAUCAAUGAGCGCGGGAGGGACCUGGAGCAAGUUCUUACACAGUACAUCACUUUUGUGAAGCCAGCCUUUGAAGAAUUCUGCCUGCCUACCAAGAAAUAUGCUGAUGUAAUCAUUCCCAGAGGUGCUGACAAUGUGGUUGCCAUAAACCUCAUUGUUCAACACAUUCAGGAUAUUUUAAACGGAGGUUUAACCAAGAGGCAGACUAACGGCUACACGAACGGUUUCACCAGCCCAAGGACCAGACAUCCUUCUGAUUCUAACAGCAGUCGACCUCACUAAAGAUUCACUACACCAAGACUCUGUACAUACUGUUUACCAAUACGCUGUAUAUUCCAAACCCCUUUUGCUCUGGGAGGCCGUACGUAGCAGGACCUUAACUUGGAGGAAUGCGAUUUCACAUGGGAAGUGUGAUUAGUGCCAAGUACUGUGUAGAACGUGGGUCACGUUGGUAGUAGCCCGUUUACACUCCUGCAGAACUUCGCUGGUUUCAUGGGUUAAAAAAUCCAUGAACUUCUAUGCCAAUGCCUUCUUUUUUUUUUUUUUUUAAAUUCCAUUGGACUAGGUGAGAGGGGAGGGGUGGUAAUGGUGAUGGAGGGAUAAAUAAACUGCAAAACUUGAACAAUCAUAGUGACUACUGCAAAAAUGAUAUCCAAAAAAAACACCUUGGAAUCCAAUAUAUAAAUAUAUAUACAAAUG
Molecule: messenger RNA, 1382 nt
Organism: Xenopus laevis (African clawed frog)
Lineage: Eukaryota; Metazoa; Chordata; Amphibia; Anura; Pipidae
Gene: uck2.L
Product: uridine-cytidine kinase 2
Exons: 7
Coding region: 180-965 (261 amino acids)
Biological process (GO): CTP salvage; UMP salvage
Molecular function (GO): uridine kinase activity; ATP binding; kinase activity
Source: RefSeq, a predicted model, not a curated record